CAUAUAACACACAAGACUGUUGAAGGUGUCAUCAUGUGGCCCAAGACAAUUACAAUGGAGUUAUUGUUGGAUGUUAUAGUAAUUCUGAGUGUGGCUACAGCAGGAUUGAGCGUGACACCAAGUUUCAAUGUGUUACAAUAUGGAGCAGUUGGAAAUGGACAAACCAACGAUUCACCGGCGUUUGAGAAGGCGUGGAAAGCAGUGUGUUCGAGCAAGGGAGAUAUAUCUAAGCUUAUAAUACCAGCAGGGAAGACCUUCAUGCUAAAGCCUCUUUCCUUCAACGGUCCAUGCAAAUCUAAGUAUACCUAUAUUCAGGUGUUAGGGAACAUAGUUGCACCUAAAACAAAAUCGGAAUAUGCUGGGUCCCACAUAAACACGUGGCUUGGGUUUAAUUCAGUGGAUGGUCUAAUUAUCAGUGGAAAAGGGACAAUUGAUGGUCGAGGUUCUAUCUGGUGGCAACAGCCUUGCUUGGGAAAUCCAGCACCUGGGACAAAAUGUCGUCCACCAACAGCAAUAACACUGAAUAGAUGCAACCGGUUUCAAUGGAAAGGAUUGACUAGUCUUAACCCGGCAAGAAGCCAUAUAACUCUAACAAGCUGCAACGGAGGCACUCUCUCUAACCUGCGACUCAUUGCUCCGGGAACAAGCCCCAACACCGAUGGCAUUGAUAUUUCUGGUUCUACCAACAUUAAAGUCCUUAAUUCUUACAUUGCAACCGGGGAUGACUGUGUUGCUAUUAGUGCUGGAUCCUCACACAUCAAAAUAUUUGCUAUAACAUGCGGUCCAGGCCAUGGUAUCAGCAUUGGAUCACUGGGAACAAGAGGUGAAACCGACAUUGUAGAGGACGUGCAUGUGUAUAAUUGUACUUUGACUGAAACAAUGACUGGAGUAAGGAUCAAGACUUGGCAGGGUGGAGCUGGAUAUGCCAGGAAUAUCACAUUUGAGAAGAUUAAGUUUGUUCGUGCCAAUAGCCCCAUUAUCAUUGACCAAUUUUAUUGCCCUAAUAGGGUGGACUGCCAAAACAAGACUCAAGCGAUUAGAGUGAGCGAUGUAACAUACAAAGGAAUUAUUGGAACAUCAUUGAUGGAUGAAGCGAUCAAUUUGAGUUGCGACCAAAACGUGGGAUGCUACAAUAUUGUGCUUGAUCGUGUGUAUAUACAGCAUGCGGUUCCAGGGAGGAAAGUGUAUUCCUUUUGCCACAACGCCCAUGGAACUGCCUCCCACACCAAACCUGCCGUCAAAUGCUUGCUCAAGUGA
Arachis stenosperma is the source of this 1257-nucleotide messenger RNA. RefSeq names its product probable polygalacturonase At3g15720. Gene Ontology annotation, biological process: carbohydrate metabolic process. The coding region runs from base 34 to 1257 and encodes 407 amino acids. NCBI's taxonomy places the organism in Eukaryota, Viridiplantae, Streptophyta, Magnoliopsida, Fabales, Fabaceae. The record is from RefSeq and is a predicted model, not a curated record. The transcript has 9 exons. Gene Ontology annotation, molecular function: polygalacturonase activity.